Molecule: messenger RNA, 866 nt
Organism: Hypoxylon trugodes
Lineage: Eukaryota; Fungi; Ascomycota; Sordariomycetes; Xylariales; Hypoxylaceae
Exons: 4
Coding region: 161-793 (210 amino acids)
Source: RefSeq, a predicted model, not a curated record
AUUCCCCUCCGCACUCGAUUAAUACCUUAGUCGACUAGUACACCACCCGGUCAGUAUUCUACUCGAUCUGUCCUCAAUUGAACCGCAGUCAAUCGAUAUCAUUAUAAACACGGUCAUUUAUUGAAAACAGUUCGAGUUUAGGCUUAGGAAAUCAUUCAACAUGGGUUUUUUCGUCCAGUGUGGUAGCUGUGGAGAUACCAUCUCUGUCAUCUCCGUCAAGGAAUGCUUCCCUGACGAGGAGGGAAAGCUCAUCAACACCUGCCACGGAUGCAGUUUCUUGAGCGCGAAGCAGCGCGCUUCGCCUAAGGGUCCUUGGCUUGGACGUAUUCUGCGCAGAUGGAGACCUGAGUGGGACAUUAGUGCCGCGAAGUUCGCCUUCCAACCCAACCACUCGGUUCAGUUUGUCAUGCUGUUGGAGCAUUUCUCACAGUUUUACUAUUGGAAGAAUGUGGCUAUCAUGGUGAACUCGAUCGCUAUGGAGCGAAUCCGCCACGGCAAGGAUAAGAGCCGUCAUGUUACUAUCCGCGAUUUCAUCACACUCUACGAGCUCUGCCAGGGCCUAGGUUUUGCGCGUAUCGUGCCCGAGAAUAUCAGUACCAUCACGUUGGCGAAGAUGAAUCUUGCCGUUGACGAAACUGGUCUCAUCCAACAGGGCGUUUAUCCCUUCUUCUGGGCCGAGUACAUGGGAGUAUGUGCCGAUGGCGGCCAGUGUGGCAACAUGCUUCCCGCUAGACAUCCCAUCAUCUUCACCGAAGCCUAUCGUUCCCGCCAAGGUUGCCACCUUAUCGCAUAAGGCAGUUAUUCUAUACCCUUACACACGCGACAUCGACUUAGGUCUUUUAUCCUUUCAUAUUCUGCGCGGACAU